Molecule: messenger RNA, 2430 nt
Organism: Paralichthys olivaceus (Japanese flounder)
Lineage: Eukaryota; Metazoa; Chordata; Actinopteri; Pleuronectiformes; Paralichthyidae
Gene: coq8ab
Product: coenzyme Q8A, genome duplicate b
Biological process (GO): ubiquinone biosynthetic process
Source: RefSeq, a predicted model, not a curated record
CGUGUGUGCAGUUCAGGGACCGCCCUGAGCGGACACGUCAGCUGUGACCGAGCAGCGACUCACGGUCUCUCCAGCCAGUUGAUGCUCGGGGGUCCCCGGCGGCUGAACUUUGCCCGUGUCGGUGCAGCUUCGCCUCGGGGGAGAAGUCGAGAAGAGUUUGAGUCGAAACUGAGUCAAGUGAAAAUCAAAGGAGAAGCUGCAGCUGCACGAUGAUCAGCGCCGGUUCUCAGAGCUGAGAGAAGUUCUGCUGGUGUGAGUACAGGACAACACCAUGACAGGUGACGCUGUGGUGUGGAGGGGCCUGACCUGGGUGAAGCAGGCAGCCUGCAGAGCCCCACCAGGCGCCCUGACCAGCCCUGGGAGCCAGAGGCCGGCGAGCCUCCAUCACGCCGCCGGGUCAGCGAGGGAAGUCUGCGUCCACACAACUACGCUUCACAGAUAUUCCACGAUGGCGGCGCGUUUCCCCGGCAGCGUAAAGGGAGGAUGGGGGUCCUGCGGCGGCCGACUCAGCGCUAAACAUCUGAAACACCACAGGGACUGGUCAAGUCAGCUGUUCUGCGGACACACAAGGUUGUUCAACCAGGACAACUCCACCGUGGGGCGGCUGACGUCAGAGGACAUCGAAAAAGCAAGAAACGCCAAGAAAACCGACAACAAGCAACACAAACAAGUGCUCAGUGAACGAGCCAGAGAGAGGAAGGUGCCGGUCACACGGUUAGGAAGGCUGAUGAAUUUUGGAGGUCUGGCCGUUGGACUUGGGAUUGGGGCGAUCGCUGAAGUGGCAAAGAAGAGUUUGAAACCACAACAACAAGAUGAUAAGAAAUCUGUUCUGAAUUCGAGUGCCUUCCUGUCUGAAGCCAACGCUGAAAGAAUCGUGCGGACGCUCUGCAAAGUCCGAGGUGCCGCUCUGAAACUGGGACAGAUGCUCAGCAUUCAAGACGAUGCUUUCAUCAACCCUCAGUUGGCCAAAAUCUUCGAGCGAGUUCGACAGAGUGCCGACUUCAUGCCGACUAAACAGAUGACGAAAGCCAUCAGCAGUGACCUGGGCCCGAACUGGAGAGACCAACUGGAAUACUUUGAGGAGAAGCCGUUCGCGGCGGCGUCCAUCGGUCAGGUGCAUCUGGCGAGGCUGAAGGACGGCAGAGAGGUGGCCAUGAAGAUUCAGUAUCCGGGAGUCGCCAAGAGCAUCGACAGUGACGUGAACAACAUCAUGACGGCUCUGAGUUUAAGCAACGUGCUGCCUGAAGGUCUGUUUCCCGAGCACCUUAUCGAGGUCAUGAGCCGUGAGCUGGCGCUGGAGUGUGAUUACGUGAGGGAGGCAAAAUGUGCCCGAAAAUUCCAAGAGCUGCUGACAGGUCACCCGUUCUUCUAUGUGCCCGACGUGAUUGACGAGCUGAGCAGCCUGCACGUCCUCACCACCGCGCUGGUGCCUGGUUUCCCUCUGGACCAGGCCACCGACCUCUCUCAGGAACUCAGGAAUGAGAUUUGUGAGCAAAUCUUGAGUUUAUGCCUGAGGGAGCUGUUUGAGUUCAGAUACAUGCAGACCGAUCCAAACUGGUCCAACUUCUUCUUUGACCCACAAGCUCACAAGGUUGCGUUGUUGGAUUUUGGAGCGACUCGAGGAUUUGAUAAAAGCUUCACUGACACUUACAUUGAGAUCAUUAAGGCAGCUGCAGAUCAGAACAGAGAGGGCGUCCUGCAGAGAUCCAGAGACAUGAAGUUCCUCACAGGAUACGAGUCAAAGUCGAUGGAGAACGCUCACGUGGACGCUGUGAUGAUCCUGGGCGAGGCCUUCUCCGCCGAGGAGCCCUUUGACUUCGGAGCUCAGAGCACCACCGAGCGCAUCCACAGCCUCAUCCCGGUGAUGCUGAGGGAGCGGCUGACGCCUCCUCCCGAGGAAACCUACUCCCUCCACAGGAAGAUGGGCGGCUCCUUCCUCAUCUGCUCCAAACUCAAAGCUAAAAUCUCCUGCAAGAACAUGUUCCAGGAGGCGUACGACAACUACUGGAAGGACGCGCGGCGCGACUGAAGCCCGGUGACGGCGGGGUUUCCUGGAAGCGUGUUCCCUCCGGGAGUUUCCAGGGUUUUCUGUGGUACAGUUGAACUCACACAUUCUCACCUGUGGAGAUAUUUUCAGAAGCCUGGAGCCGAUCGUGUCCAGAUCUUUUUACUUCGUCGUCUUCUCUGACUCAAGUAAACUGAAAAAAAUAGUUUGAUUAACGUCUGUGAGUUUCAUAUCUGUGUGCGUCUCAUUCCAUUUGUCAGUUCGACCAGGACUUCCAUCCACACUAACUCUACAUUGAAUAUGUAGUGAAGAUUAUUUGUAUGUAUCGUUUGAAUUUGUUGUGCGUUUGUACGACCUAAUAUUUCUGUGUCUGUUUGGUUUGAGGAACCAGGGUUUUCAGUUUGAAUAAAUUGACCCUUCAUCAA